Molecule: messenger RNA, 4701 nt
Organism: Pseudoliparis swirei
Lineage: Eukaryota; Metazoa; Chordata; Actinopteri; Perciformes; Liparidae
Gene: adnpb
Product: activity-dependent neuroprotector homeobox b
Exons: 4
Coding region: 765-3866 (1033 amino acids)
Biological process (GO): regulation of gene expression
Cellular component (GO): nucleus
Molecular function (GO): DNA binding
Source: RefSeq, a predicted model, not a curated record
CCCUCACCCACCCCACCUCAUCCUCUCUCGCACUCCCCUCCCCCUUCACUGAUCUCUCUCGCUCCUUCUGUCCCUCCCCUUCCUCCCUUCCAACAUCCCUCCCUUCCUCCCCUCUCCCUCCGUUCCCUCCCCCUCCACUGCAGACAUAUUGUAGAGGCUGCUGCUGACUCAAUAGGAGGCGCCAUUCUGUGAUGGUAUUGCGAGGCAGGGAGCGAGAAAAGGGGGCCGGCAGAGAGAGUCGGGAGGCUUACAUAACGGAGCGCCUCUCUAGCGCCAUCUGCAAGUAAUGGAAGAAGCAAGAAAAGGGAGCGAGGGAGGGGAGGUGGUCAUGGGUAUGUGUGUUUCACUCCCUCUCACACUCUUCUGACAGACAGACAGACGCAGGUCGGCCAGACGGGCGGGGACGUCUCUGGUUCUCUGGGUUCCUCACCAGGCCCAACAGUUGGUGGAACCGCACGUUCUCCGCUUGGUGUUUCAUCGAGAAGGGAAAUGAGCGGCGUUGUGAGCAGGAGUCGUGUGGGCCUGUUUGUUGUCCCUGACCUGCUUUGAUGUCAUCGUGCCACAGUGACCUUUGACCCCACUACACAAAGCUCAGACGUGAAUAGAGACGGGAAGAGAUGGCCCCUUUGGACCUGGAGUCGAGCAGCCGUCUUGUUUCUCUGGCAGAAGGUGCCUUCUCUCAUGCCGGACCUGAUGGAAGGGGUGCUCCGCUCUGACUGGGUGGACCGUGGUUGACAGGUCGCUGCUGACGACCAUAAUCCAAGAUGGUGAAGGCCAAAUCGGAUGAACUCAACACUCCAAAACAUAACGUGUCCUUCCAACCCCAGGUGGGCAGAAUGUUCCAGCUCCCCGUCAAUAACCUGGGCAGUCUGCGGAAAGCCAGGAAAAAUGUCAAGAGGGUCCUGGGAGACAUCGGCCUGGAGUUCUGCAGAGACCACCUGGAUGACUUCAAGGACUAUAUUCCUCCGGAGGUCUACAUCAAGCACACCAACUGGGACGAUGUGUGCAUGUGGGAACCGUCGCAUACCAAAGUCCAGGACUACAGGUCGAAGCCCUUCUGCUGCACCGGCUGCCUCUUCUCCUCAAAGUACUUCUCCGCCUACAAGAGCCACUUCCGCAACGUCCACAGCGAGGACUUCGAGAACAACAUCCUGCUCAACUGCCCGUACUGCACCUACAACGGCAACAAGAAGACUCUGGAGACGCACAUCAAGCUGUUCCACAUGCCCAGCGGCGCCACGCGGCCGGGCCCCGGCGGCGGCGCGGUGGCGGCCGGCGGCGGGCUCUUGAUGGAGGGCGUGCUGAAGCGGAGCGGCAACAGUGUGGAGCAGGCGGUGUACUACUGCAAGAAGUGCACCUACAGGGACCCUCUGUACAACGUGGUGCGCAAGCACAUCUACCGGGAACACUUCCAGCAAGUGGCGCAGCCCUACAUCGUGAAGCCGGGGGAGAAGACGCAGAACGGCGCCGCGGAGAGCCAUCACGCCAACAACGGCAACAGCAACCAGAUCCACUGCAAGAAGUGUCUGUUCGUCCCCAGGACCUACGAGGCGCUGGUCCAGCACGUCAUCGAGGACCACGAGCGCAUCGGCUACCAGGUGACCGCCAUGAUCGGGCACACCAGCGUCAUCGUCCCCCGUCCCAAACCCCUCGUCGUGAUCCCGCCCAGAACCCAGGGGGACAAGACCAUCAUCGGGAUGGGCCCCAAAGGCGCGGUGAUGGCGUCCACCCGGCCGGCCGGCUCGCAGCAGAUGGGUCGGGUCAUCGUCUCCUCCAAGGCGGGCUUCAGCGCCCAGAGUUUUCUCUCUGGGAUGAAACACGACGGCAUCCGUCUGAAGGCCGGCACCACCCAGUCGUUCUCCAUCGGCGGCCAGCAGGUGAGGGUGACGCUGCCGGGCAACGCCCAGGUGUCCGUGCCGCAGCAGUCCCACGCGGCCAAGCAGCUGGUCUCGCCCGGCGGCCUGCGCAUUCCGGUCAACGCCUCCAAGUCCAACUCCCUGGGCUCGCGGGUCCAGGCGGCCGAGACCACCGUGGCCUCCGUCACGGCCAAGAAGGGCGGCGGCUCCUCGGCGCUCGGCGUCUCCUACACCCAGAAGUGGAAGAUCUGCACCAUCUGCAACGAGCUGUUCCCGGAGAACGUGUACAGCGCCCACUUCGAGAAGGAGCACAAGGCGGAGAAGGUGCCGGCGGUCGCCAACUACAUCAUGAAGAUCCACAACUUCACCAGCAAGUGUCUGUACUGCAACCGCUACCUGCCCAGCGACACGCUGCUCAACCACAUGCUGAUCCACGGGCUGUCGUGCCCGCACUGCCGCGCCACCUUCAACGACGUGGAGAAGAUGGUGGCCCACAUGCGGUCGUCGCACCCGGACGAGAGCGUGGGGCCGCGCACCGACUCGCCCCUGACCUUUGACCUCACCCUGCAGCAGGGUAACCCCAAGAACGUGCAGUUGAUCGUCACGACGUACAACAUGAGGGACGCGCCGGAGGAGUCGGUGGCGUUCCACGCUCAGAACAACAACAACAUCUCCGCGGCGGCGGCGGCCCUGACCGCCUCCAUCGUGUCGGGCAAGAAGCCGCCGCCCAAAACGCCCCCGGGGGCGGCCGACGGCUCGCCGGCCAAGAUGCCGCCGCAGGCCUCCGUCACCUACAAGGGAGACGUGACCAAGACGCUGUGUCCGCUUUGCUUCUCCAUCCUCAAGGGCCCCGUCACGGACUCGCUGGCCCACCACCUGAGGGAGCGGCACCAGGUGAUCCAGACGGUCCACCCGGUGGAGAAGAAGCUGACCUACAAGUGUAUCCACUGCCUGGGGGUCUACACCAGCAACAUGACGGCCUCCACCAUCACGCUCCACCUGGUGCACUGUCGGGGGGUCGGGAAAACCCAGAACGGGCCGGACGCCGCCCGGGUGGCCCAGUCCCCUCGGGUCAACCCGUCCCCGAGCGGCGCCGCGAAGCGGGCCGGCGGCGAAGGCCCCGACCCCGUAGCGCCGAAACGAAGGAGGCCGCCCGGGGAGAGGGUCAACCCGCGGGACGUCACGGGCUCGUCGGCGUUUGUGGAAAACCCCGACGAGCCCGUGGUCCUGGCCCUCGACCCCCAGGGACACGAGAACGAGUCGUACGAGUCCAGGAAGGCGUUCCUCACGCGGUAUUUCAACCGGGCGCCGUACGCCACGCGGCGAGAGGUGGAGAAGCUCGCCGGCAGCCUCUGGCUGUGGAAGUCCGACAUCUCCAGCCACUUCUGCAACAAGAGGAGGAAAUGCGUGCAGGACUGCGAAACCCAGAGCGCCGGCGUGCUGCUCGGCUUCAGCAUGUACGAGCUCAGCAAGGUGAGCCACGGGCUGGCGGGCGUGGCGCCCGGCGCCUACGAAGGCGUCCGCAACAAGAGACGAACUUCCAGGACGCGGCUCGGGCUGUCGGAGCGGGCGCUCCGCAGACACAGGGAGCUCGCCGCCGCUAACGGGGGGGCGGCGCCGCCGUCCGCCCCGAAACCCGGCGGCGCCACCGGAGAGCAAACCAAGACAAUCAGCAGCGCCUCAACACAGAGAACACCUCUCGACCUGUCGGAGCCCAUCGCCAUCGACUCCGACAGCGAUGAAGACGAGCGGCGGAGGGACGACGAGGAGGAGGGAGACGCUGAGCAGAAAAUGGAGCCGGGGGCCAAGAGCCUCUCAAACCUAGAAGACACGUCGGACGACGACGAUGAAGACGACGACGACGACGAAGAGGCGUACGUAGAGAACGGCUUCGCGCCCGCGGAGGCGGCUAAAGACAGAGACGCUCACCCCAUCAUCAUUCCUAAAUUUGUGCCGUCGUCCGCGAGGAGCAGGAGAGACGGCGCCCAGCUGGGCGAGCAGCAGGUCUGACCGGCGACGCCCCAAAGACUCCGUUCGGUGACCUCGCCGGGCGCCGGCGGAGGAGGGGCCUCAAAAGGAGCCGCCGGUGACUUUUUAAAGGACUCGACGAGCAGCGAGGAUCCACCUGGAGAUUUGUGAACGUUUUUACGGUUCCUUCUGGAGUUUUCUUUCUUCCGCUGCCUUCGCUUUACUUCAGUGCUUUGAGGUCUUUAUUAUUAUUAAUGUUGAUUUUUUUUAGCCACUGAACUUGUGAACGUGGCUUUAAGAUAUUGAGUUGUCGUGCGGUGAAGCUUCUUAAACUGACCAGAUAAUCCACCUCUUGUUUUCCAUGUCGUGUAUAUUUGUACAGUCUUCUAGACGUCGGGAUAGACGGCCGCGGACCACCUUGAAUAUUUGCUCUCACCUGUCCGUCAGGUAGCCUCGCGUGUUCUACAUCCUAUGCUUAACGAUAGUUGUCGCUUUGGUGGCUGGUAUUUUCUUGUACGUUUAAGUUUAUUUUUUAACAAAAACCUAGUUUUUUUUUGUGCAAAAUAAUAUAUCUAUAUAUAAAAGAAAUAACAGAAUUGAUUUGUUUUGGCUUUAGAUUUUUUUUUUUUUGUAUUUCCUUUUUAAUUUAAUUUAAUUUGAAUGAUUUCUUCUCCUCCAGUUUCAGCGCCCCGUGCUCUCGGCGUUUGCUCCUCUUUCUGCUCAGUUGGAACUCUAUGGCGUUCCUUUCGGCGGUGACCUCACGUCCACCGGGAGUUUCCUUUGCGUUCUUUGAAUUGUGUGUAUUUGUUUUUACGUUUGCAUUUUCCACUUAAGCAUUUAUGAACAAUAAAGUGCUGUCAUCGUGCUUCUCACAGAU